This is a messenger RNA of Doryrhamphus excisus (bluestripe pipefish), 2215 nucleotides long. RefSeq names its product putative glutamate receptor. Gene Ontology annotation, molecular function: ligand-gated monoatomic ion channel activity; signaling receptor activity. Gene Ontology annotation, cellular component: membrane. The record is from RefSeq and is a predicted model, not a curated record. Gene Ontology annotation, biological process: monoatomic ion transport. Lineage: Eukaryota; Metazoa; Chordata; Actinopteri; Syngnathiformes; Syngnathidae.
CCCACGACUGUCUGCUUUACACAACACUUUGCACUUGCAAGAUUUGUUGACAAUACUUUUAGGUUCUUGUGAGAUAGAUUUUUAAAUCUGCACAUCACCAAAGGCUGUUGGCAGAAUGAAAGUCUGCAUAGCUUUUGUCUUGAGUGUGGCGGCCCUGAAUAGAUGGGCGUUUGCUGCAGGCCCAAAAGAGUUAUCCAUCACUACUAUAAUGCAAGACCCGUACACAAUGACCAAAGGCUCUGAAGGGGAGCUGGAAGGCUACUGUAUUGACUUAAUCUCUGAGCUCAGCGAGAAACUUGGCUUCAGUUACAAACUGCAGCUGGUGAAGGACGGCCGCUAUGGAUCCAUGGACUCCAGCGGGAACUGGAAUGGAAUGAUCGGUGAAGUCAUCAGAGGGGAUGCCGACCUGGCUGUGGCCCCACUGACACUCACCGCCAUCCGAGAGCAGUAUGUGGACAUGACGACCCCCUUCAUGCAAACGGGGAUAGGUUUCAUUCUCCACAAAGAUGUGGCAGGUGAUGAGAACGUUUUCAGCCUCCUGGCACCAUUCUCCACUGAGAUGUGGGUGGGCAUCGCUAUUGCGUUCCUGCUAACUGGUCUCUGCAUGUUCCUGAUGGGCAGGAUCAGUCCGGGUGAAUGGGCCAAGCCCGACACAGAAGAGCACAGAUUUACUUUACUGCACAGCUACUGGUACAUUACGGGAGCUCUCACCCUGCAAGGUGCUGGUCCUCACCCUAAAGCUGUUUCUGGAAAAGUGGUGAGCGCCAUCUGGUGGGUAUUUGUUGUAGUACUGCUCGCCUGCUACUUUGCCAACUUCCACUCCAUGAUGCACUUCAACAAGAAACACAUCUCCAUCAUGAACUUUGAGGACCUCGCCAAACAGGAUGUUAUUGAAUAUGGAACAGUGGACGGUGGCUCCACCACGCUUUUCUUUAAGAAUUCCAACAAUGCUGUCUACAGACGCAUCUACCAGCACAUGGAGCGUAAGAAGAGCUAUGUAGUAAACAUGGAGGAAGGCGUUCGCCGCGCCCAGGAGGGAAACUUUGCCUUCAUCGGUGAGGCCGUGUCCUUGGAUCUCGCUGUGGCUCGCUACUGUACACUGACCCGCUCACAGGAAGUAGUCGCCAUGAGAGCCUAUAGCAUUGCUGCACGUCAGGGUUCCCCUAUGGUUAGAAACCUCAGCAUGGCCAUUCUUCAGCUCAGCGAAUCUGGCGAGCUGACUUAUCUGCGGGACAAGUGGUGGGCCAGCAGUUGCGUGGGAGCCGAUGGCGCCCCCGACUCAGAAACCCUCCAUCCUCAUGACCUGCGGGGUCUCUUCCUCCUCCUUGGCCUUGGCCUGGGUGUUGGCCUCCUUCUUGCUCUGCUGGAACUCCUCGCCAAGGCUCGCAGUCAAGCAAUUGAAGAAAAGAAAUCCUGCUGCUCGGUGUUGACAUCAGAGCUGAAUCAGCGCUUUGGCAGUGGAGGAGAGGUCACAGAGCAAGACGCCACAGACAAAAGCAAAGCCUAAUUCUUCCACUUUCGUAUAUACUAUAUAUAAAAAACAACAACAUUGUGUCGGUACAUUCAAACACUCACUUGUAGUGUUCCCAUAGUAACAGUUUGGAGUUGAGUGGCCAUGAAACACAUCAACAGGUUAUCAAAAUAGAGUUUAAUACUGCAAAUGUUAAUCAGUACUUACAAGGGUUGUCCAUUAGAAUUAGUCGUUAUGUACUAACAGUUUAUAUUGCUUGUGUCAUCCAAAUAAAUGUACCAAGGUUCCACAUUGUUUUACUUCAAUGUGCAUGUAGCUGGGGAGGUUUUAAUUCCAUAUUAAAUCAAUCAUGACAUGAAAGACAAACAAGACAUUUUUGGUAGAAAAGUAUGAAAUUAACUUUCAAAGUGGACCCCAAAAAUCCUAGUGGCACUGGAAAGCUUUGCAGUGAGUAUCUUAAUUAUACAAUCUUUUGUUGUCACUUAAUGGGCUUUCAGACACAUUUGGAAGAAAGCAAAAUGUCAUUGAAGAUUCUGGACUACAGUAGGUCUAAUUUUGGCAGCUGGAAUCUCUGACUGCAUUCAUUUGGAAAGAAAGGUAUCCUCUUUGUUCUUGUUUGUUAGUUUUUUUCUGCUUCUUUGAAGCAUCAUAUCUUCCUAUUCCAUCCAAAAAUCACUGCAGCACCAUCACAAAGUCUUAAUUUGUGUAAAUAGCCUGUAAACCCCAUUAAAAAUAAAUAAAUGA